UUUUUUAUAAUGUUUUUGAUUGAUGAAUCAGUGCACGUGUAUAUACACCGUCGCGAACGUAUAAAUGCCGCUAUGCAUCGAGCAGGUGAAGAUGAGAAACUUGAAGAUAUAUUUAAUCGCAAUUUAAGCUUUCGUAAACGCGGAAAAGAUAACUCAUUCUGUCAACAGAGUACAUGCACAAACAUUGAUCAAAAUCUCAAUGACAAUUGCGGCGAGAUUUGCGUUAUUUCUGGUAAAAAUGACGUAAAGGCACCGCCUAAGCAUAUUGACAAAGAGGAUGCUUUGGUUAAGAAUGUAAGAGGAUUACUUAUUGUUUUAGCAUUAAGCGUUCACGAGCUAUUUGAAGGAUUGGCCGUUGGCUUAUCAAGUUCUACUUCUAACGUAUAUUACUUAUUUGGAGCAGUCAGCGCACAUAUAGUAAUCGCCUUUUGCAUAGGAAUCGAACUUGUGAGUUCGAAUUUAAAAACUAAACUAGUAAUAGCUUACAUUUUCACCUUCGCCGUAGUAAGUCCUCUAGGCAUAGGAUUGGGGCUGGUGGUAAGCAGCAGCGCAGCGCAAGGAUUGCCCACGACCAUAUUACAAGGUAUGGCUUGCGGUACACUGUUAUAUGUAGUUUUCUUCGAAAUUCUUCUACCAAGCGUGCAAGGCGGAUUACUGCAGUAUAUUGCAGUUUUGAUUGGAUUUUUGAUCAUGUUUGGAUUGCAAUUCGCAACUGGCCAUCAACAUUCACAUGGGGACGGUGGACAUGAACACAGUCAUACGCACAACGGACAUGAACAUGAGCACUGAU
Ctenocephalides felis (cat flea) is the source of this 790-nucleotide messenger RNA. Its product is annotated as zinc transporter ZIP1-like. Gene Ontology annotation, cellular component: plasma membrane. Gene Ontology annotation, molecular function: zinc ion transmembrane transporter activity. Lineage: Eukaryota; Metazoa; Arthropoda; Insecta; Siphonaptera; Pulicidae. The record is from RefSeq and is a predicted model, not a curated record. Gene Ontology annotation, biological process: zinc ion transmembrane transport.